UUCAAUUAAUAAUUCAACGUGAAAAAUAUUUUCGUGAAAUAUUUAUAAAAUUACUUGAAUUACAAACAUAUAUAUGCACAAUAUUAUUUUCAAUGGACCUUAAUUAUUGUACACAAAAUACUGGUCUACGAUGUAAAUGGCAAUGGGAAUGUGGAGCAUUAGGUAUAGCUAGUGUAUGGACAUUAUUAUUAUUUGUAUUUAUGAAUUCAUUAAAAAUUGGUAAAUAUGGUCUUUUAUUUGUUAGUGUAUUUUUAACAUUUUUAAAAUUUUGUCUUAUAUAUGUAUUUAUAUGGAUUGGAUACAUAAUUGCAUUUUAUAUGUUAUUUAUACAUAAGAAACCUCAAUUCACCUAUAUAUUGUAUUCAAUACCAAAAACAUUAGCUAUGCUUACAGGAGAAUAUGAUUUUGAUGAUUUAUUUUUUCCAGAUGGAAAAGUUUUAGAAGGUAGUGAAGCAGCAAUGAUACUUUAUUCAAUAUUUGUAUUUACAAUGAAUAUAGUUAUUAUGAAUAUUAUGGUAAUUUUUUGGGAAUUGUUUGUUUUCUUUUAUACUAAGGAAAUAUGA
This is a messenger RNA of Rotaria sp. Silwood2, 563 nucleotides long. The record is from the annotation of a GenBank genome assembly. NCBI's taxonomy places the organism in Eukaryota, Metazoa, Rotifera, Eurotatoria, Philodinida, Philodinidae.